UACUUCCACUUCCAAUCGCGCCGGAAGGCGGCCAAUGGGGCGUACGAGGAUCCUCGGAGGGUGGUUUUUCGUGGGCCAGGACACCCCGGCUCGACCAUGGACCGGAGGAAGAAGCCUCUGGACGUCACGGCCUCCUCGUUGGUCGAUCUUAAAGCUGAACUUUUCCGAAAACAAGAAGAAUUCAAACAAGAAAAGCUUCUGAAAGAUGCUGGCGUUUUGGGGAAACCGAAAACCACUAACAAGAAACCAAGUAUCUGGAGCAAACAGAACACAGGAGUUUCCAAUCGAGCCGAGAAGGACGCUGAACAGAAGAUCGAGGAACAGAAGACGUUAGACAAAGCAAGGGAAAAACUAGAAGAAAAAGCCAAAUUAUAUGAAAAAAUGACCAAAGGAGACUUUAUCGACGAGGAAGUGGAGGACAUGUACCUCGUGGACUUCACGCAGAAGAUCAUAGACAGACGCAGAGAAAUGCAGGCGCUUGGUGCCAACAGGGACUCGCACCAGGCGGGAGAACGGGACGACGAGGAAGAAAGCCUCUCGGAGAAAGACAUUCCUCCUCCCCAAGACCCCAGCGAGGAAUGGGUGGAUUAUGUGGACUCUCUAGGGCGAUCCCGGCGCUGCAUGAGAAAGGACUUGCCGGACCUGCUGGAGAUGGACAAAAACCUGCAGGGGAGACUUUUCGUCAGCCCCGCCAACGAGAAGACCUUGUUGUCUGAAGAUAUGAGGAAAGAGCUCCAGCGCCAGCAGUGGGAGGACGAAGAGAGGGAGGCGCUGAGGAGGCCCGUGGGGCCCGUGCAUUACGAGGACAUUCGGGAAAAUGAGGCCCGGCAGCUUGGUGUUGGUUACUUUGCCUUCGCCCAAGACAAAGAGCUGAGGAACAAGCAGAUGAAGACUCUGGAGAUGCUGCGUGAACAGACAACAGAUCAGAGAACAAAACGAGAGAACAUAAAGGAAAAACGAAAGGCCAUGUUAGAAGCAAGACUCGCCAAACUUCGACAGAAAAAGAUGAAGAAAUCGAAAGAAGAUGGAGCAGAAGACGACGACAAAGGCGGAGAUGCCGUCGGACCUUUGCCUCCAGAACCAGAGGCUGCGCCCACGCCCCGCGCCACUGCCCAGAGCAGCAAAGUGGAGGUCAUCGUCCAGGAGCGGAAGGACACCAAGCCCGGAGUGCCCCACGUGCGGGAGUGGGACCGAGGCAAAGAGUUUUCCUUCGGGUACUGGUCGAAGAGGCAGUCGGAUCUCCGGGCUGAGAGAGACCCCGAGUUUGCCCCACCAUCGGAUUACUUUGCGGGACAAAGGAGACCCGCUUCCUCCAGUAGCCAGACGUGGAGCAGGCCGGGGCCGGCACUCGGCGACCCAGGGCAGCAGCGCUCUGACCAGGGCCACGAACCCAGCUUUUCCCAGGGGCCGUCCACCCCGGCCCCCGGCAGCCCACCUGCAGCGCCCCCGGUCACCUUCCAGACCCUGGAUGAUAUGAUAUCGUAUUACAAACAGGUGACAUGAUCGAGCGGACAGCCGACGUGAUCCAUCCGGUCGACGGCGCCCUCCUCCCCCAAAGACUGGGCUGUUCCGCGUGCUCCUGUCCUAGAAGGCACAGACUUCAGGUGCAUCUGUCUGCAGGGAGCAGCGGGAGCGGCACUGGGAGCCCUUGCCCUCUAGCUGUUCCUUACAAGUGUAGAGACGCACUUGUCCGCACUAGGAGCUGUGACAGUAACCCUCCCUCUAAAACUCGCACCGAGCCGUUUCCCCGGCUCACACCCACUCCACGACUGGCUCACGCUCGAGGCCCGCUCCGUUCCUUUGGCAGAUACUCACAUGCAGGUGUCCGUUCCAAAGGCCCAGCUUCCAGACCAGUAGGGGGAGCCUGGACCAGGAGGACUGUGCCUGGCACAUGGUGGCAAGCGAGGGGCCACUGCGGGAGGCAGGGCGGUGUGGAGUCCCGGAAGACCCUGGCGCUGGCAGUUAAUGGUAACAUUGGACACGCGGAGGGAGACCAGGGAGGAGCACGUGGUACCAGAAAGGGAGACGUGCAGUUAGUUACUUUACUGUCGUGCACCCGCUUCCGCCACGCCCCAGCCGAGCAGCACACGUGUGUGGAGUGACUGGGGCUUUUGGAGGCUGCGGGGCCUGGUCAGGGACGAGUGCUCCCAGGCCUUGAUAGAUAGCGCUCUUCAGCCCGUCCUGCCUCCCGGCCACUGCCACUUAGGUCCCCAGUCACAGGGGCCUCGGCUGGGUCAGACUUAGGCCUGCGUUGACUGGAACGGGGAGGCCCCCGUGUCGUUACUGGCUGGCAGGCCGGCACUGUGCUGGGCCCUCUGCCCGUCCCCUGCCCGGCACGCCUCAGCAUUCCCUUUACGCUGCAGGCAGGCACGCGGGACUUGUCACAGCCCCAUCUGCCAGCCCCAGGGUCCUGUAAGGACGUGGCAGCACAAGUCCUGGAGGUCUCCGAGGUAGGGGAGGGGUAAGAAAGUCCCACCUGCCCUGGCAUUGUCUGCUCCCCCACUGUGUGACAGGAGUGCCCCGUCCUUGUCUCCGAUGACCCUGGCGUGUGAGGAGGGUCAGCGACUGGUCUGAGGUCAUGUGGCACUCAGGCAGUGACGUCUGAUCUCCGGGCCCAUGCCUUUCCCAGUGCCCUCUGCUGUCUGGUCACCCCAGAGUCGAGCCACCUUGGCCAAGACCCAGAAUUCUUACAAACUGACCUAAACCCACAGCAAGGGCAGUGUUUAUCAGGCUUCAUGACCGCUCCGUCACCUAAUCAGGCACGUACCUCUGUUAAUAAAUGUACAUUCAAACCAGC
Molecule: messenger RNA, 2797 nt
Organism: Tupaia belangeri chinensis (Chinese tree shrew)
Lineage: Eukaryota; Metazoa; Chordata; Mammalia; Scandentia; Tupaiidae
Gene: CCDC174
Product: coiled-coil domain containing 174
Exons: 11
Coding region: 97-1503 (468 amino acids)
Cellular component (GO): nucleus
Source: RefSeq, a predicted model, not a curated record